AACACGUUUUGCAAGACAGAUUGGCCAGUGCACUGUGUGAGGCAGGGGAGGGAGCGGCCCACUCUCUCUCUGUCUUGGGGUACCCAUUAUUAUUUACGUUUCGUACUUGAUUACUGUCUGCAUCUGUUGGAAAGUUGUGUUGAUAGGAGGACAUCAUGGACAUUUUGGUUCUUGGUGUUGUGGUGGUGGUGUUGACGGGGUUGGUGUACCUGUUGGCCACUCUUGGCACAAAGGAAACCCCAUUUGAAGAAGCUGUAGCAGAACAACGGCAUAAGCGUGAACAGGAGAGUGCACAAACCAAGGCAGAAAAGCAGCACAAGAAACCUAAAGUACGGAAAUUGAAAGGGAAGAAGGACGAUACAGAGCUUAUGGGAGCUACAAUUGCACAGGAGGUGGAGCCUGAGCCCGAGCCUGAGCCUACACCACCACCACCGCCUGUUGUAGUAGAGCCUGAACCCUUGCCCCAGCCCACCCAGGAGAAGAAGAAGGAAAAGAAGAAGAAGAAAGAGAAAGAGAGAGAGGUAGAAGAGGUGCCCCGGAAGAUGGUGGUGGAGGAGGUUCAUGAGGCCCUCCUGGUUAAAACCGAGGCAGCUAAGGUAGAGGCUGCUCCCGAACCUGCUACGCCCUCACCCCCUGCAGCCAAGGAAGCCACCAAGGAAGUAGUUGUUGAGGCCUCAGUUGUUGCCGCAAAAGUGGAAGAGGUGGAUGCCGCUGAUCCACCAAUUAUCCCCAUUGAGAAGGCUCCAGCUCCUGCCCAGGAUAAGAAGAAGAAGAAGGAAAAGCAGAAAAAUGAUAUCACAACAUUGAGCGAGUCCAAGCUUCUCCCUAUGGUUCAGCGUGCACCAUUGUCUGGCAACGAGAUCCAAACUUUGAUUGAUGCUCUGCUUAACAAACAGCAGCAGAACAAUGCCGGAGGUGACUGGGUCAAGAAAGGCCGAGUGGACCCCAUCACUCAGUUGAAACGCCAAUUGGAAGAAGUAGGAAAUCGCUUACGUGAGAAAGAUGAGGCUCACUCUGCACUCACUGCCAAGAUCACCGACCUGUGUGCUGAUCUCCACGGUGAACGGUCACGAUCUUCAAAACUCAAGGCCCAGCUGGACGAGUCCAUCGCCAACCAUACCCGUCAACAGGAGGCAUCGGCCGCUAGCGCUCAAGCAGCACAGGCGACACGUCUGAACGAGUUGCGCACGUCCUUAGAGCAGGAGUACCAGACUAAAAUCCAGCAGCAACAACAACUGGUGGAACAGUUACAGAGUACCACCAAUGAAAGCGAAGUUGUCACAUUACGUGGUUCACUCAGUGAAGCAGAAAUGCAGGCCAAGGUGCUUCGACAAGAGCACCAAGAACUGACUCAAAGAUGUCAACAAUAUGAAGAGCACAUCAGAGCUCUUGAAGAAAAACGAGCUGGGGAAGAUGCAGCUCGCAAUGCCCAGCUGUCAGAGAUGCAGGCACAGCUUCAAAAUGCUGAUGCAGCACGUGCUCAAGCUCUGUCAGAUUUGGCAGCCAUAGAUGCAGAGCGGGAUGCUCUUAGCGAGCAGCUAGCAAGUGAAAAUACUAAAUUUGCACAAAUACAGCACAAAUUCGAGGAGACAAUAAACGAGAAAGCUGAGGUAGAUUCCCGACUGAUCCAGGUGGAGUCUGAGCUUUGUAGUGUACGCCAAGUGGUGUUAGACCAAAAUACUCAGAUUGAGCGCUUAAAGGAGGAGAAGGAGUCGUUAGCGUCUCAGAGCGUCCGUCCUGCCGCUGAAGGCCAAGAGAAUGGGGAUAUACAUGCAGAACAGACCCCAGCACAUGACACCGCCCAUCUAGAGUCUUUAAUGAAGGAGAAAGAGAGCCUAAUAGAAGAAAAAUCCUCCGAAAUAGCUCAUUUGAAUAAAGAAAUCACCAGAUUAAAAGAAGAUUUGGAAAGUCAAAGAGCAAAGAACAACGAGUUACGAGAAAAGAACCACAAAGUCCUGGAGGCCUUAACGAGCACAGAGGAAAAACUGAUGGCUAGACUCAAGCAGGUGGAUGAGGCUUCUGGCGAGGUCGAGGAGGAAAAAGCAAAGGUUCGUGCCGUCCUUAGAAGAAUUUUCCCUGAGGUUGUUGUAGACGACGCACUGGCCCUUCCUGUUAGGAAAAAGACAUACCAGGAUCAAGGGGCGUUCCUGAGUGAGUUUGAGAGCAAGGCGCUGCAGGUCGCUACUCAGACUGCUCAGUCAUCUGAACCUGAGGUUGUGGAGAAGGUUGUGGAAGUUGUGAAGGAGGUGGAAGUGAUGGUGGAGGACCCGGCCCUUAAAUCUCAGGUUGAGGAGCUCUCUAAACAGAAUGCUGAACUUAGAACGCAGGUUGAAGAUCUACAGAAAACACCGGCGCCAGCAGCAGACGACAGCAAGAGAGUUGGUGAACUGGAGGAAGAAGUCCGAGCUGUUACUGAUAAGGUCGCCCAUUACCAGAGGGUCUUAGCAGAUACAGAAAAUCUACUCAAGUCACUACAAGCAUCGGUAGAGUCCGAGGAGGUGGCGUGGAACAAACGUCUCUCUGAAAAGGAUAGCGAUGUUCGCCAGCUGACCGCAGACAAAGCCAAUCUGCAGCUACAGGUGAAACAGCUUGAAGAUACCUUAGAGAAGGUCAAACAGGCAGAAGAUAUGCAAGCUCAGCUCAAGGUCCUACAAGAUCAGCUGCAGAAAGAAGAGAAAGAGAAAGCCUCACUACUGGAACAACUUCACGCUGCACAGGAACAGCUCACAAAGACAGCCACACAAGGUGGCGGUGGUAGUGAUGAAGCCAGUUUGGUGGACCUGAAGACAGAUAAUGACAAGCUGCGAACAUUGGUCAGUGUCGGGCAGGAUGCCAGCCGACAGCAGGAGGAGCUAAUUGAACAGCUGCAGAAGGAACUUGCCGCUGUUAAGGCAGCCCUGGCCGCUAGCCGUGUGAGUAAAAUGGGCUACAUGGUUGGUUGGGUGGGACGCAACAGCAACAACACCACCACCACCACCAUCAACAACAUCAACUCGUUGGAACAGCAGACUGUAAGCACAAAUGGUCCAGUCAGUGAGGAACAGUGUCAGGAGGACGACACCUCGCGGGCCGACACCGCCAGUCUGAUGUCUGCUUCCUCGGCCUCAGUCACAGACACUAACACCACUCAGGUUCAGUCAGGGGCGUCUGCUAAAAAGACCAAAAAGAAAAAGAAGAACCAAUUGAAGCAAAGGGAUGGUGAUGUUCAGGCUUUUCCCAAGGGAUUUUUUGGAAAACUAAUUGGCAAAAGCACUGACCCUUAAGGGUGCUGGAGCCACACAGUGACAAAACAGAUUGAGGACAAGCAAGCAGCCUUGACCUGCAAGAAUUUCACUGGCAUUGGCUCACGUCCAUUCUUAGCCACAGUGUUGGUGUGUCCACAUGCACUGUAAUGACUUCUGCCAUGAAGUUCUUUCAAUUUAAAACUGUAUUUUGUACUGAGCUUCUUUUGUAGGAAGAGAAAUUGAAAGUAUUGCUUUAUGGCAGACUGUUUCAUGUUGGGACCACAUGUGGGUAAACCUCUUGAGCUGCAAUAUUCAUAUAAUUUUUGUAAUUCUGUGCAGUUUAUGGAUGAUCGCACUUUACUCUUAAGGAAAUUUUUUUAAGGACUGAGACAGUUAUUCAACACUGUUACCAAUACAAGCUCAUGUUAGGUUUACACAGAGUUCAAUUCCCAGUGUAUUACACCCAAAUUGAAGUUUUGUAGGUUAUCCACUAUUUGGAUUUAUCUGUAGAUAUAUAUGUACAUGUACUUGUGUAUAUAUAUAUAUAUAUUAAAGUGAGACAACAAGUUUCAUGUGGCAUUUUAAAGUGCAAUGUUGCCAAUGGUGGUGAAGUCUUGCAGGAGAGUCUCAAGAGCUCGUAGAGUUUGUUGCAAUUGGUAGUUUACGUUCCAUUGCGGUAAAUUUUCUUUACUUUUAUAUGCCAUGAAAAAAGUACCACUGUGGAGCUUAGAUUAUUUAAUGCCAUGAGUAUGACCAGUAGGGGAAGAGGGUUGGUGGCAGAUCUGGUCACCCUACAUGUCUUUUCUUUGGUUUCAUUGCUGCAGGGGUAGGGGGCAUUUGCCAAGCAUUGAUUUAGUGUUUUUGUUAUUAUUAUUAUUCCUUAGGUUCACUCUUGAGUUGUUAAUGAACACUUUGUUACACACUAUGCAGCAGGAGCAAUCUUUGGUUGGACUCUGCUAUACUGUACCAUGUUACAAAGUUCAUUCCAGUGAUGAGACCCCUUCUGUAAGGUUUUAUUUUCUCUUCAUAAGGACAGCUAAGUAAUGUACCAUGCAAAAAAACAAAAACACAAAAAAACUAACAUUAUGGUUAAGGUUAUGUUCUAGCUUUUCAUAUUCACAGAGGAUCUUGAUAUUAUGCAUACAGAAUUACUAAGGAAAUGUAGUUAUGCAAUGCAAAUUAUGCAUAUAUAUGGUGGCAGCAGUGGUACAUACUUUACUGACUAAUUUUGUAUGACAAACGGAAGACGAUUCCAGUAGGCCAUUAGGAUACUUUUCAAGUUUCCAGCCAUUCCGGGUGGGCUUGCUUUUGUCUUCUGACGCCUUGCGUCGGCAUAUCCAGUACUGUGGUAAUAAUCCCCAUAGACCAAGAUUACUAUUACUAUUGUUUUGUAUGGUGCAAGGAGCCAAGAACACAGUGUGGCAGUGUGUGUGGUUGUCCUAGGGGCGGGUGGCAUACAGGGGUUUUUAGUGAGCUAUAGCAGGUUGUAGGGGGGUUUAGGAAGCUGUUUGGUGCUUAUACCCCUCUAUGCACGUGACAAGGGAAGUCGUGGAUCAUCUUCAGAGUUAUAUAUGGUGCUGCAAACCUGAAAGUUUUUAGUCAUUACCUUGGCACGAAUGAACCAUGACGUAGCUCUUGCCACAGCUCUCCAAGAUUGUACAAGACUUCUUUCUGGUGAAUUACAGCAACAUGACCAUACUUGUACAUUUAUUAGUUGGGGUAUUGGUCACAAGGAUAUGGUUGGUUGCCUGCAGGUUGUGGGGCUGUUGUACAGCUGAUGUAGCCCUCCUAAUUUUAUGUACAACAAUCAUCUAAUCAUUGACGUAAUUGUUAUUAGCCAUUGGAAAUAAACCUGUCAAUUGUUCAAUGCUCAUAUCACACCAGUGCUACAAUUGGUGCCCGUGUGCUGCCCUGUCUGGCGCGUGAGAUUGUUACCUGGUACCCCUAAGGGGUAUUGCUGGGGGACCUGGUAUUUCAACACAAAUACAUGGUUUAUCAAAA
This is a messenger RNA of Homarus americanus (American lobster), 5225 nucleotides long. Its product is annotated as ribosome-binding protein 1-like. The transcript is spliced from 24 exons. The coding region runs from base 156 to 3263 and encodes 1035 amino acids. Gene Ontology annotation, cellular component: endoplasmic reticulum membrane. The record is from RefSeq and is a predicted model, not a curated record. Lineage: Eukaryota; Metazoa; Arthropoda; Malacostraca; Decapoda; Nephropidae.